CUGCAGGCUCCUCUGCCUGGUUCCCGCGAGCCGCUCACACGGACCUGACGCUGCCGCCGCGGCUGUAUGGUGGUGGAACACACUUCAGAGAUCUUCACAUCUUUCUACGGACCGGCUUUAUGGUUAAGCUACAAUCUUCAAUGAGUAAGCAUAUUCCACAGUUCUGUGGUGUAUUGGGUCACACAUUUAUGGAGUUUCUGAAGGGCAGUGGAGACUACUGCCAGGCUCAGCACGGCGUAUAUGCAGACGAGUGAACGGCGAGCCCUGCUACCUCACCGGACGAGAGACUUGCGAGAGCGCUUCAACGUUGGCCUGGGCGGACACGGACAGCGGGGCGUCCACAAGCAGCCAGACCAGUCUGGAUGGGGUAAAAAAAGAAAAUCUCCAGAAGUGCACUGACCUCGUUGGCCCUCUGUUUCCUUGCUCACCCUCGAGGACCAGCCUUUUUUUUUUUUUUAAUUAAUUUAUACAUUUUUUUUCAUCAGUUAAAUUUUUUUUCCCGUUUCAUUAUUUCAGUUUGCUCUUUUCCCACCCUGUCCCCCUGAUUUUCGGCUAAUUAUUUUUUCCUCAUUUGGUGGGUUCGAGAAGUUUCCUUCCAAAUUCUUUUUUUCCCCUGGUAUAUUUCCGUAUACCGUUUUUUUAUCAAAAUGGCUCGUAUGAAUAGACCCGCCCCCGUGGAGAUCAAGUAUAAAAACAUGAGGUUCCUCAUCACCCAUAAUCCAACCAAUGCCACUCUAAACAAAUUCAUUGAGGAACUAAAGAAGUAUGGGGUGACAACGGUUGUUAGAGUGUGUGAGGCGACGUACGAUGCCAACUUGGUGGCUAAAGAUGGCAUUCAGGUUCUGGAUUGGCCGUUUGAUGACGGAGCUCCUCCUUCGAACCAGAUUGUUGAGGACUGGUUAAAUCUGCUGCGGAUUAAGUUCAGGGAGGAGCCAGGCUGCUGCAUCGCUGUUCACUGUGUGGCUGGCCUUGGGAGAGCACCAGUCCUUGUUGCCCUCGCUUUGAUUGAGUGUGGAAUGAAGUAUGAAGAUGCUGUCCAGUUCAUCCGACAGAAGCGUCGUGGAGCGUUCAACAGCAAGCAGCUCGUCUACCUGGAGAAAUAUCGCCCAAAGAUGCGUCUUCGCUUCAAAGAUCCAAACGGCCAUCGCAACAACUGCUGCAUCCAGUAGAGCUUUUGUUCGAAGCCCUGCCAUUUAAAAAAAAAAUCUGUAAUGUGGAUAGUUAUUUCUCAUCAUUGGUGAACAUGUAAAAAAUCCUAAAAAGAAAAAAAAAAAAACACUCGUGCGUAUCUCCCUUUUCGUGUUAAUUUUACAGUGCAGCCUCUGUUGCCAAGGUGAGUGCUUGUGUAGGACCAUGGUCACAUUUCCCUUGUUACAACUUUUAAUUCCAGCCAUUGUUUUAAAAAAUUAUACUAAUUUGUCGAAGCUGUUACAGGAGUGCGCUCUGCCAAACAGUAUUUAUUUUGUACAACUAUACGACAGCGUAGGUAUCAUUUAAGUCUUUUAUUUUGUUUCUGAAGAUCUGAAAAUGCCUUAUUAAAACGACCGGAGGCAGGUUUAGGGGGAGAACUCGAUGGCAUGUGAAGGAGCCCACCUGUGAAAACAGCUGCAGAUAUAAAGAUAUAUAUAGCAGGGAAUUCAUGAAUUAGAAGAAAAAAAUACAUAUAUAUUAAAAAAUGAAUUAUAGUGUGUAUGUGGAAGGUAUGGGAUCUAGUUUGUGUUUCCAAACUUCGUUUACUAAUUACUGCCAUGUCGAUAGUGUGAUCAUUUUUUGUGUGUGUGUUUUGGCUUCAAACUGGACCUCUGCGAUAUUUUGUAAGCCUUUUUAUUUGAUGUGCGUAACUUAAAACACAAACAUUUUAUUGGAUAUUUGAUUUAUGUACGGUAUUUGAGAACGUGUACUUUUAGAUCGGCUAUUUAUACUAUCACUGGGUAUGUGUUUUAGUAUAGUGAGAGAAGCUGUAACUGUUCACUGACGAGAGAAAAAUAAAAUAAAGGAACACAACGAGGACACUG
Molecule: messenger RNA, 2015 nt
Organism: Silurus meridionalis
Lineage: Eukaryota; Metazoa; Chordata; Actinopteri; Siluriformes; Siluridae
Gene: ptp4a1
Product: protein tyrosine phosphatase 4A1
Exons: 6
Coding region: 648-1169 (173 amino acids)
Biological process (GO): protein dephosphorylation
Cellular component (GO): nucleus
Molecular function (GO): protein tyrosine/serine/threonine phosphatase activity
Source: RefSeq, a predicted model, not a curated record